Molecule: messenger RNA, 663 nt
Organism: Trichomonas vaginalis G3
Lineage: Eukaryota; Parabasalia; Trichomonadida; Trichomonadidae
Product: serine-type endopeptidase protein
Exons: 1
Coding region: 1-663 (220 amino acids)
Source: RefSeq, a predicted model, not a curated record
AUGACUGAUAUUUAUCCUUAUAGAGGAUAUAGUGAGAGUGUAAGUUUAGGAAAAGGAACAUAUCUGUUUGAAUGUUAUGGAGCAGAAGGUGGAAAUAAUGAUAAAGUUCUUGGUGGGAAAGGAUCAUAUAUCUCAGGUGUUCUAUAUAAUGAUGAAAAUAAUAAAGAAUUGACUAUUUCUGUUGGAGGUCAGGGUUCUGAAUUUGUAAAAAAUACUGCAAAUUCAAAUUUAGGCGGUUUUCCAGAUGGAGGAUCUAGUGGAAGAAACAAUGUUAAAGUAAAUGAAGGUGGUAGUGCUGGAGGUGGUGGAUCUAGCUCUAUCUAUAUGGAUAACAUACCAAUCAUUGUUGCAGCAGGUGGAUCAGGUGCUGCAGGCAACUGCCCAGGAGCUCCAGGAGGAAAUCUUAAUAAUGCAUAUAAUUAUUCUAAAUAUAAUGUCUUAACAAAUGUUAUCAUUCCUUCUGAUUCCCAAUGUGAUAUAAGUGUUAAAACAUAUUAUAGCCAAAUUCCACCAAGCGGGUAUGGAGGUGGAUAUCCAUGCGGAAUAAAAGCAAAACAAUCAUAUAUUUCAUUGUCUUAUGGUGCUGUUUCAACAAGUGGAAUGUCAUACAUUUAUAUAGAUAAAAUUAGACUUGUUUCUAUGAAUGAUGGAACUACACCAUAG